Messenger RNA from Puma concolor (puma), 954 nucleotides. NCBI's taxonomy places the organism in Eukaryota, Metazoa, Chordata, Mammalia, Carnivora, Felidae. The record is from RefSeq and is a predicted model, not a curated record.
AUGGAUUGUGGUAAAUCAAAACACACAUCUGGCACCAGCCUUCAUCCUAAAAAUCCUUGUACUUCCACCAGCAAAUGUGGCUGUUUUCUGGGGUCCACUGGGACCUUUGUGGUAGAGGCCGCACAGCCUCUACCAAAUGUCCUCCCAGCAGGGGAACCACCUCUUUCCAUGUGGCCUGAAGACCUCUCGGACAUUCUGCUCUGCUCCUGGGGAUUCCCCCUUCCCACCAGAGCUCUCCAGAGUGUCUCCCGGGCCCUCUGGGUGGACAUGGUGUGCUGUGUCAUGGUGAUUGGUGACAAGGGGAAGUAUGGAAAAGCAGCUGCUGCCUUUACCAUAGACCUGUACCCUCAGCAGUCCUGGGAAAGUAAGACGCAGGAAGGCUCCCAGGUCAUCAAAGUGAGACUUCAGAUAGAUGAAUUUUUCCUUUGAAAAACAUAUAUCACUUAUUUGGAGAAAGUCGUGAGUCGCGUGCACGCUCCCAGAAGGGGCCUAUCCCAUUGGGCUCUGCCUUACCGCUGCAGCGUCCCCACCUGGCUAGAGUUCACAUCUGACGACGCGAGACAGCAGAUCUACAAACUGGGCAAGGAGGACCUGACUCCUUCACAAAUCGGUGUGAUCCUGUGUGACUCACAUCGUGUUGCACAAGUACGUUUUGUGACAGGCACUAACGUGUUGAGAAUUCUUAAGUCCGGGGGACUUGCCCCUGAUCUUCCUGAGGAUCUCUACCAUUUGACUAACAAACCUGUUGCUGUUCGAAAGCCUCUUGAGAGGAACAGAAAACAUCAGGAUGCUAAAUUCCGAUUGAUUCUGAUGAGGAGCCGUAUUUACCGGUUGGGUCAAUAUUAUAAGACCACGCGUCUAUCUCACAACUGGAAAUGUGAGUCAUCCACAGCCUCUGCCUUGGUUGCAGAAAUUUGGCUUUGUACUCACGCAAUAAAAUCACUGUCUAACUAG